Molecule: messenger RNA, 782 nt
Organism: Brassicogethes aeneus
Lineage: Eukaryota; Metazoa; Arthropoda; Insecta; Coleoptera; Nitidulidae
Source: the annotation of a GenBank genome assembly
CUUUUCGCUAUGCCUGAAACUAGGAUGAACGUUGGGUUUCAGUUUCAGAGGUAGGCAGCGCCAUCUAUUCAUAUAAAACAAGCAGUGCUUUGCUCUCUUGGCCCCACUUCUGGUCGAGAGAAACUAGAAGGCAAGUUACAGUACCACCAUCACAAUGGCAGAUUUGGCAGCUAGAGACGUUGAAAGGGCAACCUUCGUAUUUUCCAUCUACGACUUCGAUGGCAGCGGUGUUAUCGAUGCCGUCAAUGUUGGAGACAUGCUCCGCGCCCUCAACUUGAACCCCACCUUGGCAGCCAUAGAAAAAUUGGGCGGCACCAAAAAGAAGAACGAAAAAAAAUUGAAGUUGGACGAGUUCUUGCCCAUUUUCAGCCAAUGCAAAAAAGACAAAGAACAAGGUACAUUCGAAGAUUUCAUUGAAUGUCUGAAAUUGUACGACAAAGAUGAAAACGGCAAAAUGAUGGCCGCUGAACUUUCCCACACCCUUCUCUCCCUUGGUGAAAGGUUAGAAAACGGUGAAGCUGAUGAAGUUUUAACCGACUGCAUGGACAAAGAAGAUGAUGAUGGCUUCAUCCCUUACGGACCAUUCCUCAAAAAAAUGAUGGCGUAAGAAGUUAAUUUUAGAUUUUUAUUUUUAAUUACCUGAGCUGUGCUGCUUAUUGAAACUAAUGGCUAAAAAUUCCAACAAAAAAAAUUGGCAGCAGCAACAUUCACCACCAGAAGUCAACUAUUGAAGCCAAGCCGUUGAAUAUUCAAAUUCAAAUAUAUCCAAAAAACGCUGUCGA